This is a messenger RNA of Rhodamnia argentea, 1453 nucleotides long. Its product is annotated as GDSL esterase/lipase At5g33370-like. Gene Ontology annotation, molecular function: hydrolase activity, acting on ester bonds. Lineage: Eukaryota; Viridiplantae; Streptophyta; Magnoliopsida; Myrtales; Myrtaceae. The record is from RefSeq and is a predicted model, not a curated record. The transcript is spliced from 5 exons. The coding region runs from base 103 to 1212 and encodes 369 amino acids.
CCAAUAUAUAUUGCGUUGCAUGGAGCUAGCCUCGCUCUAAAUAAAAGAUUUACAUUCUCUAAGGUCUAUAGAGUGUAUACUUUAGUGCUCUGGUUAUUCCCAAUGGAGGGCAAGUUCUUCUCUUGGAUUUCUUGCUCGGUGAUAUUGAGCCUGGCGGUGAUGAUCGGCAUUGCGACUCCCGGAGCCGAGGCACAGCGCGCCUUCUUUGUCUUUGGGGACUCGCUGGUCGACAACGGCAACAACAACUACCUCGCCACCACCGCCAGGGCCGACUCGCCGCCUUACGGCAUCGACUAUCCGACUCAUCGGCCCACUGGCCGCUUCUCCAACGGCCGGAACAUUCCCGACCUUAUCAGUGAGUCGCUUGGCGCCGAACCCACGUUGCCAUAUUUGGCUCCCGAGCUCACCGGAGAAAACUUGCUCGUCGGCGCCAACUUUGCUUCCGCCGGAAUCGGAAUUUUGAAUGACACUGGAAUUCAGUUCAUUAACAUCAUCCGAAUCACCCAGCAACUGCAAUUCUUCCAACAGUACCAGCAAAGGGUCGCCGCGCUCAUCGGAGAAGGCCAAGCGCAGCGGCUCGUGAACGGUGCUCUCGUGCUGAUCACCCUCGGCGGCAACGACUUCGUCAACAACUAUUACUUGGUGCCUUUCUCCGCCCGGUCCCGCCAGUACUCGCUCCCCGACUAUGUCGUCUAUCUCAUCUCCGAGUACCGCAAGAUCUUGAUCAGGUUAUACGAACUAGGAGCACGGAGGGUCCUUGUGACCGGAACCGGGCCAUUGGGCUGCGUCCCAGCUGAGCUGGCUAUGAGGAGCCGGAACGGCGAGUGUGCAGAGGACCUGCAGCGGGCAGCUGGCUUGUUCAACCCCCAGCUCGUCCAAAUGAUCAACGGUCUCAACAGCGAAAUCGGCUCCAACGUGUUUGUCGCGGCUAACGCGCAACAGAUGAGCCUUGGCUUCAUCAAUAACCCUCAAGCAUAUGGUUUCGUGACAUCGAAGGUGGCGUGCUGCGGGCAAGGUCCCUAUAACGGAUUGGGGCUGUGCACGGUGGCCUCCAACUUGUGCCCUAACCGGGACAUCUAUGCAUUUUGGGACCCGUUCCAUCCGUCGGAGAGGGCCAACAGGUUCAUCGUCAGACAGAUCCUGACCGGCGACACCAGAUAUAUGAACCCAAUGAACCUCAGCACCAUCUUGGCCUUGGACGCCAGGACUUAAAUUUCAUCAUGGCUAAGGCUAAUCUUAUCUUUUGUAUCUUUUUUUUUUUUUUUCCUCUUGAAUUUCCGAUGAAGAUUGUGUUCGGUCGUUAUAUCUUUGCUUGCCAAUUCUUGGCGCUCUUUGUUCAGGCAGGGCUUAGGAAGUGAGAGUCUGUGGUGCGGUGGUGUAAUGUGGUCGAAAGUUUUACAUGUUGUGCUUGAUGGUAAACAGAAAUUUAUUCAAUUACGUAAUAAUUUCGGUU